Ostrinia nubilalis (European corn borer) is the source of this 2328-nucleotide messenger RNA. RefSeq lists its product as uncharacterized. Gene Ontology annotation, cellular component: intracellular anatomical structure. NCBI's taxonomy places the organism in Eukaryota, Metazoa, Arthropoda, Insecta, Lepidoptera, Crambidae. The transcript is spliced from 11 exons. The record is from RefSeq and is a predicted model, not a curated record. Gene Ontology annotation, molecular function: RNA binding; helicase activity. Bases 1 to 2280 code for a protein of 759 amino acids.
AUGGAGAGAACAGCAACAACAUCAAGCAACGGGCAGGACUAUAAGCGGGGAGUGCUACAGCUACUCUCAGUGACAGACUGCGGGUUCCACAAGUUGCCUCACUUCUCUCCAAGCGUGGGCGUGGCGACUGUGAGCGUGGCUCCAAUAUCCAAGAACAACGCCACGCAGCGCGCGGGACGCGCGGGCAGGACUGCACGAGGGAAGUGUUACAGUCAAGUGACCGAGACAAGAGACCGACAUAAGACACCGCUACAUUUAGUGACAGACUGCGGGUUCCACAAGUUGCCUCACUUCUCUCCAAGCGUGGGCGUGGCGACUGUGAGCGUGGCUCCAAUAGCCAAGAACAACGCCACGCAGCGCGCGGGACGCGCGGGCAGGACUGCACGAGGGAAGUGUUACAGGUUAUACACAGAAGAGGAAUACGACAAGUUACCGCCGUGCGUGCCGCCAGAAAUAUCCAGAAGCGACCUAUCCUCUGUCCUGUUGCAGCUGAAAGCUUUGGGCAUCCAUAAUUUACUGCGGUUCACAUUCCCCACGCCUCCACCAGCCAAGAGUCUUCUCUCUGGUCUCGAAACGUUAUACGCUUUGAAGGCCAUAGACAAGCAUGGGGAUUUGACUCCAGAUACUGGAGUGCUUAUGGCCGAGUUGCCUUUGAGUCCGAUGUGUGCGAAGAUGCUUUGUAACAGUGGCGAAUUCGGGUGCAUAGACGAGGCAUUAUCCAUAGCGGCCAUGCUGCAGGUAGACAGUGCGUUUGCUAAAGGAGGUACUGGCAAAGAGAAUAUCGCGGCCAGAAUGGCGAGAAGGAACAAUUUCGAGGUAGCAGAAGGCGACAUAAUUAUGUACUUGAAUGUGUACGACGCGUUCGUGAAAGUGAGAGACGCGCAGCCGGACGAAAAGCGAGCCAGAAAGGCGUGCAAAGACUGGUGCAGGAAGAUGUAUGUCAAUUACAGGGUUAUGGAAAAGGCUUGUGAGAUCCGAUGCAGCUUAGAGAAACUAGUCAAAAAUAAGUUUAAACUGCAGAACAAAACUUUCGAACAACCAGACUUAGGAUUAGAUAAAACCAUUCGCGUGAUGAAGUGCGUUCUGUCAGGCCUGUUCCCUCAAGCGGCCUACCUCAGCACGACCGGCGAGUAUCGCGGCCUCAGAGGCGCCACGCUACACAUCAGCCCCGACAGCUGUCUCUACCACACACAACAGCCCAAGUGCCUGUCAGGCUCCCGCAAGCGGCCUACCUCAGCACAACGGGAGAGUAUCGCGGCCUCAGAGGCGCCACGCUACACAUCAGCCCCGACAGCUGUCUCUACCACACACAACAGCCCAAGUGGUGAGUCACAGUCACUAACACUCGAGUGUAGCCUGUCAGGCUCCCGCAAGCGGCCUACCUCAGCACAACGGGAGAGUAUCGCGGCCUCAGAGGCGCCACGCUACACAUCAGCCCCGACAGCUGUCUCUACCACACACAACAGCCCAAGUGGUGAGUCACAGUCACUAACACUCGAGUGUAGCCUGUCAGGCUCCCGCAAGCGGCCUACCUCAGCACAACGGGAGAGUAUCGCGGCCUCAGAGGCGCCACGCUACACAUCAGCCCCGACAGCUGUCUCUACCACACACAACAGCCCAAGUGGUGAGUCACAGUCACUAACACUCGAGUGUAGCCUGUCAGGCUCCCGCAAGCGGCCUACCUCAGCACAACGGGAGAGUAUCGCGGCCUCAGAGGCGCCACGCUACACAUCAGCCCCGACAGCUGUCUCUACCACACACAACAGCCCAAGUGGUGAGUCACAGUCACUAACACUCGAGUGUAGCCUGUCAGGCUCCCGCAAGCGGCCUACCUCAGCACAACGGGAGAGUAUCGCGGCCUCAGAGGCGCCACGCUACACAUCAGCCCCGACAGCUGUCUCUACCACACACAACAGCCCAAGUGGUGAGUCACAGUCACUAACACUCGAGUGUAGCCUGUCAGGCUCCCGCAAGCGGCCUACCUCAGCACAACGGGAGAGUAUCGCGGCCUCAGAGGCGCCACGCUACACAUCAGCCCCGACAGCUGUCUCUACCACACACAACAGCCCAAGUGGUGAGUCACAGUCACUAACACUCGAGUGUAGCCUGUCAGGCUCCCGCAAGCGGCCUACCUCAGCACAACGGGAGAGUAUCGCGGCCUCAGAGGCGCCACGCUACACAUCAGCCCCGACAGCUGUCUCUACCACACACAACAGCCCAAGUGGGUGGUAUUCGCCAGCGUCCAAAGCGCCGGCGACAAGACGUUCAUGCGUGAACUGACGGUGACCCAGGAGGCGUGGCUGCUCGAGGUGGCGCCGCACUACUACC